AUGACGAUCCGAUCCAUGAAAUUCACCCCAGAGGUCCUUCUCGGGGCGCCUCGACGGUCGGGCGCAGUACCUAAUUCCACGGGAACCCUCGCUGUCUACACCCAGACUACUUACUCCUUCGAGUCCCAUUCCAAGACGAAUGAGAUCCGAGUCUUAGAUCUCACGACUGGUCGAUCGGCACUCGUCACAAAUGACCCAGGCGCCAGCUGUCCCCAAUGGGUUGAUAACACUGAUCAGCUGGUCUGGCUGAAAACAAAGGCCAAUGGAAACACUAGCUUUAUCAUCGGAGAUGCUCGGGAGGCGGACAAGACCUAUACCGCCGGUACAGUUCCAGGACCGGUCUCUGAUCUCAAGGUUACGGUCGUUGAAGCGGGCAAGGUCGGCUUUGCUGUGACCGGAAAGGCGAAUCCAGAUGGGUCGCUGUACAACCCGCACGACGCCAAGAAGCCAUUUAGUACGGGACGGGUAUACACUUCGCUUUUUGUGAGACACUGGGACUCGUAUGUCGAGCCCCAACAGAAUGCCAUCUUCUACGGAUUGCUUCAGCGCGCUCCUCUAUCUCCGGCGACCAGACAGGCGGGGAGAUACUCCGUAUCAGGCCUGACGAACUUGAUCGCAAUCUGUGGACUUACGGGAGUGGAAUCACCAAUUCCGCCAUUUGGAGGCUCCGGAGACUUUGAUAUCAGCGCCUCGGCCAUUGUGUUUGUCGCAAAGGAUCCUGGCGUUAAUCCUGCUCUCCAUACAACCUGCUCGUGUUAUUACUGUCCCAUGUUCUUGUGGACUGGCGUCAGUACAUCGGAGACCAAGAUCUGUCAAGUCAAGGGCCUUGAAGGGGCUAUGUCGUCCCCAGUUCUUACGUCAGACGGAAGCUCCAUUGCUGUCCUCGCGAUGCGCCAAGACGGUUAUGAGUCGGAUAAGAAUCGCAUCCUCUACAUCCCCAACCCUUGGAAUGGGGAGAUGAUCGAAGCAUUUGCAUCUUCGGAUGAUAAGGGCCUGUGGAAUCUAAGCCCAUCGGCGCUGACUUUCUCCAACGAUGAUAAGUCUUUGUUCAUCCAAGUGGAGGAGUAUGGCCGUGGGGUUCUUUAUCAAAUGCCAGUAGCCAACAUCCGCCACUCCACCCCUGAAGUGCUGAAGAAGAUUACUCAUUCAGGCUACGUGACUGAUGUCUACCCUGCAGCGUUUAACUCGUGCAACCUGCUUGUCUCUAGCAAUAACCUCGUCGACAAUAGCGUAUGGACGGUAAUCAACCCUGAGGCUCCAGAGGACACCCGCGUUAUCUCUUCAAUUGGACGUGGAGGGGCUACCUUUGGCCUUUGUUCUACCCAGGUCGACGAAAUUUGGUAUAGGGGAGCCGAUGAUUGUCCGGUUCAUGCCUGGGUCGUGAAGCCGUCUACUUUCAAACCGGGUAACAAAUACCCCCUCGCUUUUUUGGUUCACGGAGGCCCACAGGGGGCCUGGAAUGAUCAAUGGAGUACGAGAUGGAAUCCCGCCGUUUUUGCGGAACAAGGCUACGUUGUCAUCACGCCAAACCCACGAGGUAGCACAGGUUACGGCCAAGAUUUUACGGACGCCAUUCGCUGCUCUUGGGGUGGUUUACCAUAUAUUGAUCUGGAAAAGGGAUUUGACUAUAUUGAAAAGAACUUGGACUAUGUGGACACCUCUAGGGCUGUGGCGCUGGGUGCGUCUUAUGGUGGAUACAUGAUGAACUGGAUUCAGGGCCAACCACUUGGUCGUCGAUUCAAAGCUCUCGUGACCCACGACGGGGUCUUUAGUACAACUUCCUUGCUUGCUAGCGAGGAGUUGUAUUUUCCAAUUCAUGACCUAAAGGGUACACUCUGGAAGGCGCCCGAGAACUGGGCGCAAUGGGACCCUUCUCGACAUCUCGACAAGUGGGAAACACCGCACCUGAUUAUCCACAACGAGCUCGACUACCGGUUGACCGUAGCCGAAGGUCUGUCAGCGUUUAAUGUUUUGCAGAUGAAGGGAAUUGAGAGCGCGUUUCUCACGUUUCCAGAUGAGAACCAUUGGGUUUUGAACCCGGAAAAUGCACUCAUGUGGCACUACACCAUCUUCAACUGGGUUAACAAGCACGUUGGGCUCCCUGUGGCAUCGGAGCGGUAUCAGCAGUUUACUUCAAACACCAAGGCCCCACUGCAAAACCGCAUGGCUGACCUAAGUCUUUCUUAA
Molecule: messenger RNA, 2187 nt
Organism: Aspergillus ochraceoroseus IBT 24754
Lineage: Eukaryota; Fungi; Ascomycota; Eurotiomycetes; Eurotiales; Aspergillaceae
Product: oligopeptidase family protein
Exons: 2
Coding region: 1-2187 (728 amino acids)
Biological process (GO): proteolysis
Molecular function (GO): serine-type endopeptidase activity
Source: RefSeq, a predicted model, not a curated record